Molecule: messenger RNA, 5036 nt
Organism: Anolis carolinensis (green anole)
Lineage: Eukaryota; Metazoa; Chordata; Lepidosauria; Squamata; Anolidae
Gene: mblac2
Product: metallo-beta-lactamase domain containing 2
Exons: 2
Coding region: 120-986 (288 amino acids)
Source: RefSeq, a predicted model, not a curated record
CCGGGGCGGAGACGGGUGUCUCGGGAGCGCGCCUGGAAGCAUCCCCGCCCCCUUCUCGGCUCCUCCUGCUUUCCUCGCUUCCCGGAGCCGGGCUUUGGGAUCUUUUCUGGGCGGCGGCGAUGUCUGCGCUGGAGUGGUUCGCGCACAAGUCCCUGGGCGGAGGCAUCUACUGGAUCCAGGAGCGCUUCUACGAGUCCGGGAACCGGGCCAACAUCUGGCUGGUGCGGGGCUCGCAGCGGGACGUGGUCAUCGACACCGGGCUGGGGCUCCGGAGCCUCCCGGAUUACCUCCGCUUGGCGGGGCUCUUGGAGGACGAGAAAGGCGCCGAAGCCGCGCCGCCGCUUGCGGGAGAGCCCCUUGCGGGACAGCGCCCCCUGCUGGCCGUGGCCACGCACGUGCACUUCGACCACGCGGGCGGGCUGCACCAGUUCCCCGAGGUGGCCGUGCACAGCGCCGAGGCCCCGGCCCUCCGCCGCGGGGACAACUACGAGGCCGUGACCUGGCUCUCCGAGGGCGAGGUGGUGCGGCAGCCCAGCCCCGGGUGGAGCGCGCGGCACUUCCGGGUCCGCCCCGUCCAGCCCACCCACGUCUUGCAGGAAGGGGAUGUGAUCAGCCUCGGUGAUAGACAGCUCACUGUCAUGCACAUGCCUGGCCAUUCAAGAGGAAGCAUUUGUUUGCACGACAGCGAACGGAAGAUACUGUUCAGUGGAGAUGUUGUGUAUGAUGGUUCAAUGAUUGACUGGCUUCCUUAUAGCAGGAUAAAUGACUAUGUUGCAAGCUGCCAACGACUCAUAGAAUUAGCGAAUGGGGGCUUGGUGGAGAAAGUCCUUCCAGGGCAUUUCAACACAUUUGGUGCUGAACGACUCUAUCAUUUGGCUUCCAACUACAUUUCUAAUGCCGGGGUUUGUCACAAAGUUUCAACAUGUGCCAUGAGAUCAGUCGCAAGCCUAGCGCUUCGGGCAACAAAUUCUAGAUCAACUUCCUAGGAUAACAUGUUUAAUAUUCUGUUGUAAAACCCAAUGGCAUUUAUUAGUUACUUUAAUGGAAAAAAUGGGGGUUUGAGCCGCAAAGAUUAUUUUUAUCUACUUCAUUUUUGUUUUCAAAUAAAAGAAAAUCAGAUGCCAAUACAAGCUAGUAGCUAUGCCAAACCUACUCAUUUUCUUUUCUUUUUUAAAGGCAAGUUUGCACAUAUACUGAGUGCUGUUCCACAGAUAUUCUGAACAUGUUGCUUUGUAUUUUAAAGCAUUUUGAAGCAUAUGAGAUGCACUUGUUUUGCACUUGUGUCAGAUUUAUUAAUGAGAUCUUAGGUAUUCAUGUUGAAAACAUAGUUUAAACGGCUGACCUUAUUAUCAGCAGUAUUGUGGGUGUGGGUUGGGAGAAUUAAAACAUUCCACUGUUCCAUUGAAUGCACUAAGUUUAAGUACCCAACAGUUUAUUUUUUAUUGAAUGGGUGAAUGUAAGAUGUAGUUGUUACCAAAUGAGAAGGUAGUAUUGCUCUUCAGAAAUUAUGUUGCAUUGGCUUUUGUUUCCUAAACAAAUGAAAUAGCAGUAAAUAUUUGAAGUAUAUUGCUUGCUUGGUAAAUGUGACUAACUGUUUCAGUGUUAGUGUGUGUACCUGUUAAGGCCUCCAGUCUGAUGGUUUUAUAUAUAGUACACACCCAUGAUGAAUGUUUUCUGUAGUAAAGUAGCUGCAUAAAAAGCACAGCACUUGCCAGUUACAAAUUGUUAGAUGCACCAAGUAAAAUGGGUCAUGGAAGAAGAAGAAUGUAAUGGUUUGCAGGAGAUGUUUAGCAAAAACUACAGCUUUCAGUCAGGCCCUGUGUGUCUGGUGAUUUUCAGGUUACGUUUGUGGGCAGAAGUACAGUUAAAAGUUUUGCAAACACCUUAUGUCAUUUUCCUUUUGUUUCUCCUUUCCCCCAACUUCUCUAGUACAGUACAGCCCCUGUAUCUGCAGGACUAGUAUCCUUGAUUUCAUUUCUGCCCAGCAAACGAUGACUUCUCUAGGUAUGAGGGCUAUCCACAAAGUUGAUUACGUUUUGGAUUUAAAAAAGGGCAAAGUAUAGGAGAAAUCAUUUACCAUAUGCAGCUGAAAGCCACGUCCUAAUACUACAUCUCACGUAAUCCCCAUUGAAAUCUAGGCAAGUCUCAGAUAGAUAAAUGAGGUUGGAAAGUUCUGCCCCAGGAAAUUCAGCCUCUCCGUUUCCAACAAUGGGGCAUGGCUGUCAACACAGCGUUUUGGCAUCGCUGCAGGAAGGGAAAAGGGGGAAGGGCUGAGGACACAGGUAGGAGAAUUUACUGGAGCAGAACUUUCCAACCUCAUUUAUCUAUCUGAGACGUGCCUAGAUUUCAAUGGGGAUUACGUGAGAUGUAGUAUUGGGAUGUGGCUUUCAGCUGCAUAUGGUAAAUGAUUUCUCCUAUACUUUGUCCUUUUAAAAAUCCAAAACGUAAUCAACUUUGUGGUUAGCCCUCGUAUUUUCUAGAAUCUCCAGCAUGACUCAAGUGUAUUCUUGGGCCAGAUGUCCUUCAUUUAAAUAGUGUUGACAAUUACCUGUUGUUUUGCAUAUGCGCAUGAAGUUGGGAAACAUAUCCCAUGCAGAUAUUGGGGCCAUACUGUACUUACUUUCAAGCUACUUAACAAAAUCUCUUCUCAAUUGCCCUAUUCUUUCAAGUAUAUUUAGCUAUCUGGAAUAUUACCAGUUUUUUAUAUGAAGUCUGUGUGUCUUUGUCUGUGCCUGUGUGUGUGUGUGUGUGUGUGUGUGUGUCUUGUAACUGUAAAAUGGAAAAUAAUUUGAUUAUUAAGAAUUCAGGAAGAAAGAUACGAACAGUGGCCCUUUCUUGUGAGAACAGGAAGCAGAUUUAUUUUUCAUCCUUCUGUGAAUGCGCUAAAUAUUAUUUCCUCUGAAUCAAAUAUCAUAGCAUUACACAUAGAGAGUUUGGCCCCCACUGUAUUCAGCACUUUAGCCCCCGAGUAGUCUCGAGGGUGGCUAGUUGGAUGUAUUCUGUUCUUCAAACAGUGCCUGUUCCCUGUUUAACACUGGAGAAGAACAUUAAGCGAAAAGCACAGAUUUGCUAGUGAAUUUGCUAGUUCAGACAUGAAGGUUAGAAAUGUCUUUUAGCUUUAAUUAUCUUUAUGAAUCUUGCACCAAACAAAUUGAUAAAUUGCUUAUGUUACAGACCACUUCACUUUGGCAUUUAGCUUUGGAAGCAUAAACUAUCAAUUUAGGGGCAAAGGGUACCCAAGAAUGUAAGCUUGAAAAUCAUAGAACUUAUUAGAACUAGUUAAAAAGAAAAAGCCUAAGCAAAUGCAGAGCCAUAUAGAAAUUGUCAUAAUAGAUUUCCAAAUGACACACUUUCUACACUUAAAUCCUUUUUUUCUCUCCUGCUAAUCACAAUGAACAACAAUUGCAUCAGGAACAAUAUUAAGCAAAACUAAGGCUAACCUGGUUAACUUGAUUAACCUUCUGUACUUUGAUUUCCAACCAGCUUUGGACUGUCCCUUGUGAACUGCUGUGCCUUGUUCUUAGUAUUUAGUUUUGUGGACAUUUUACAUUGAACUGCUAAAAAUGAUUUCGUUGUUAGGAAGUAUUUUCGAGGCACUAAUUAGGAUUUCCUCCUGAGGAAAAGCAAAUUGCCUAUGUUGAACCUCUCCUGCUUCCUCUCUCUCUCCACAAAUAGCUUAAAACUUAUUUCCCCAAAGCCUUAAAUUAUAUUGACACUUUGUAGACUGCUCACUAAGAAGUAUUCAGAUAUGAAAAAUUGAAACUGCCAAAGAUUACUUUCACUGAAGACCUGAACUUUGUUUUCACUAUGGAAUAGUUCUGUUAGGUUGUUGAAUUAGUAUAUAUUAAUAAAAAAUACAUUGGUUAUUUUAAAAUUAAUGCUUUGUUUUCUAUUUUGCUCUGAAUUUACAGUUCACACUGCUAUCUUAUCUAAUAAUAUCAAUAACUAGUUCUUGGGAAAUAUGGUCAGAUCACAUAGAAAAAAAUCCCACAGCCUUAAUCCUAAGCAUAUGUAGUGAGGAAGAAGUCUCCCUCAAUUAAGUAAGGCUUAGGGCUUAUCUACACUGGCCACUUAAUCUGUGACCAUUCCGGAGCAAGAAUGCUCCAUAUUUGCCCUGGAGGUGGCCACACACUCUGAUCACAAGCCCUGGCAUGGCGGAGCCCACACAGAUUUAUCCCCUUUUCCCUGCACUGAUGAGCACAGGAAAUACAGGAGGACAGCAGCACACCAUGUGGACUGCAAACCAGUCCGCAUUGGAUCUAGUCCUGCUGUCUACAUUGUGCAGAAAUGAUGGGUUUGUGCCAGCGUUUCGGCCAAACUCAGAAGCAUCCCCUAACUUUCCUUAACAUGGGGCUAAACUGGAUUUACCCCAUGAUAAGGACUGGAAGUCUCAGAAUAUCACAAAGACCACUAGAAGCGACUUCAUGGUGAAUGUGGGCUAUUAAGUCUGUAUAGAUGAGCCCUCAGGUCCUUGCGCGUUGAGAGAGCUUUGCAAUUUUCAUUGAAGUUUUAACUUAGAAUGAAGUCACAAUUCCUCUUUGGAUUAAUACUGGUUAUUAAAGUACAAUGCCAGAGUGAGAGUGUUGUUUUAUAAUCUUAUAUUAAUUAUUUUUAUAUAAUAAAACCAUUAAUAUUGCUGAAAUAGUUUAUUAAAGCUUUUGAGCAUAGAGUAUUCCCUAUUUAUUGUGAUCAUUAUCUGUUUUCACUUUAAUGUUACACAGUGAGAGUCAUCUACUUUAGUUUAAUUGUAAGGGGUUUAGAAACCUGUGAUUUCAGUUUUGACUGUUUUUAUUGGUUUAAAAGCUAAAUAUAUUGCAGACAAAGUUCUUAAUGUGAAGGCAGUGGUAUAUUGCCAAUUCAAUGGUUGUCCUCUAACUGACUCAUAGAUUAUGAUGAAAAAUGGAGUUGAAAGGUGUUUUUAAGAUAGUAAUACACUGUACUGUUGAUAGAACUUUACUAAAUUUGCCACUGUUUUCAAAGAACAUUCUAUAUUAUUUUGACAAAUAUUGCUAAUAAAAGAAUUAUGACACAAAACA